AUGCCCAAUUCACCUCACCUCCCAAUACCUAUUUCCUUAAUAUUAGGCCAUUUUUUCCUCUUUUCGGCUGAUGCAGUGGCAUAUUUACGUCAAAAACACAAUAUUUGCGGUGUCCUCAUUGGAACGUUACCGCAAAUACCACAACAAAACAUUUUUCUAGGCCUUCCCGUGGAAUUAAUGCCAGAAGAGGCCAGACUGCUGGUCGAAAAAAAGGUGGCGUAUAUUGUGGACGAUGGGCAAAUUCACAAACAUGGGUUAAAGUCUCUAGCCGCUGAAGACCGUCGGCGCUAUCUUCACAGCCUGCGGCAAGAGGGGCGCGAAGCAGCUCUCUCUCAGGCUCAGAAAAAAGAACAUCUGAGGGAAAAGGCUCUCAAACAAAAAAUUUCCAAGACGCAGGCACCGAAUGUACCAGAUCUGCUUGAUAGCCAAGAUCGAAGCGAUGCCUCGCGCGAUCUACUCUUUGAUUCUGAAGCUAAUACUAAUGAGAAAACAACAUUCAGGGCAUCAACAGGCACAGAGCUAGCAUUUGGAAUCACACCCGCAGAUUCUCACGCUCUCGUUCCUAACCCUCCACCCAUAUCCGAGGGUUAUUUGCCAAGCGUCCCUUCAUCUUAUGCAUUAUACACGCAUUUGCAUUCGCUGGGGUAUUUUCUCUCCCCGGGGCUUCGAUUUGGAUGUCAGUACAUGGCUUAUCCGGGUGAUCCACUUCGAUACCAUUCUCAUUUUCUCGUUGUUGCCUCGGCGUGGGAUGAAGAAAUAGACCUCAUGGAUUUGGUGGUGGGUGGUCGUCUGGGAACUGGUGUAAAAAAGGGGUAUCUAAUCGGUGGUGAAAUGCCCAUGGAAGAAAAGGAAGCAUUGGUCGAUACAAGGCAAAUCAGGGCUUUCAGCUUAGAAUGGGCUGGAAUGUGA
Ophidiomyces ophidiicola is the source of this 909-nucleotide messenger RNA. It is a transcript of the gene SEN34, whose product is annotated as tRNA-splicing endonuclease subunit. The record is from RefSeq and is a predicted model, not a curated record. Gene Ontology annotation, cellular component: tRNA-intron endonuclease complex. NCBI's taxonomy places the organism in Eukaryota, Fungi, Ascomycota, Eurotiomycetes, Onygenales, Onygenaceae. Bases 1 to 909 code for a protein of 302 amino acids. Gene Ontology annotation, molecular function: nucleic acid binding; tRNA-intron lyase activity. The transcript has a single exon. Gene Ontology annotation, biological process: tRNA splicing, via endonucleolytic cleavage and ligation; tRNA-type intron splice site recognition and cleavage.